This is a messenger RNA of Closterium sp. NIES-67, 1575 nucleotides long. The record is from the annotation of a GenBank genome assembly. Lineage: Eukaryota; Viridiplantae; Streptophyta; Zygnematophyceae; Desmidiales; Closteriaceae.
UGCAACAAGGAACAAAUCCAGCAGCCAUGGCUUCUGGCCACACUCACCAUUUGAACGGGCGUUCAGUAGAUAGUCGUAGCGAGCCACGUCCCGUUCGGCUAGUAGUCGCUGUGCCGCCUUUUUCUCUGGUCUCGCCUUAAUUCCCUUCAGCCUUCAAUUGUUACAGCUUGAAUUCUCGUCGCCUGCGAUGGCUGCGACGUUUCUGAGUCGCCUGCCGAACGUCGUUCACAUUCAGGAGCGACUGCUUCGCCUGUGGUACAUGCGACACGGCCUGCGACUGCUCGACGUGCAGGUGGACGACGAAACCAGCGUUGCAUGCUGGGCCCCGCGACACUACGCCGACUCCCUCGCCCGAUCGCAGUCGUUGAAGCGGAAUGCGGCAGGGCCGAGAAAUCCAGAUCCCGACUAUCGGCGCGCAUCGUCAGCUGGUCGUCCGAAGCAGCCGCUGCUAAUGCUGCAUGGCUUUGGCGCGUCGGCCAUCUGGCAGUGGACCAAUCAGGUCGCGGCAUUCUCGCGCGACUUCGACGUCUUGCUUCCCGACCUGAUAUUCUUCGGCGGGUCGAGCAGCCGCAGCGAUCAACGGUCGGAAUUCUUUCAGGCGGGCGCCAUGCUGCGCCUGCUGGACCGCCUUGGGAUCUCCGAGUGCUCGCUUGUGGGGCUCAGCUACGGCGGCUUCGUCGCCUACAGAAUGGCGUGCCUGGAGCCGGGCAGGGUGCAGCGCCUGGUGCUAGCGGCGUCAGGGCUGAUGACGUCAGCAGAGGAGCACGCAGCGGUGCUGCGGGAGUGGCAGGUGGCGCACAUCGCGGAGCUGCUGCUGCCCGACCACCCCGCUGGUGUGCAGCGCCUCAUGUCCCUCGCCUACGCCCAAGACGCGCCCUCGCUGCCCGCCUGGGUGCUGCGGUCCACUUUUGAGGCGCUGUUUGACAACCAGGAGGAGAAGCGCGACAUGCUGGACGAGGUGCUCAAGUACCUCGCUCAAACGGGCCUGAAUGAAACCGGCUUGGAUGAGACAGACUUGCCGGCAGCAAGCGUGGAUGGAGGGGGUUUGGAUGGCCAGCGGCCUGCUGGGGAUGGCAAACACGAGCAGAGUGGCAUGCCCCCGCUGCAGGAGCUCAAUCCAUACAACAUCCCUGUACCUGAAAUGGAGACUCUUCUGGUGUGGGGCAGCUGCGACGCCAUCUUCCCUCUGUCGGUGGCCCACCGCAUGCACAGUCACUUUGGGCCCGUGUCGUCAUUGGCGGUGCUAGAGGGAGCGACCCACGCACUCAACAUCCACCGACCAAAGCCGUUCAACGAUGCUGUCAUGAGCUUCCUUCGUGAUGGGAACAAUGCUGAGGUGGAUUCAAAUUCAUGAAUGCUGCUAGUUGGAAGGAACACCAUGCUCUGCUUGUUCUGAGUUGGAAGGAACACGCCCAAUGCAGCCAGGCUGCAAGGUUGAUGAUACAAUGGUUUGGACACUAAUCUUAGCGGAACACACAAGUCAAGCGACUGGAGAAAGUGGGAAACCAGGUAACCAGGUAACACAUGGUUCCCAAUGGUGUUUCCGAUGUUGUGAUAUAAUUGAUACUUAGCAUU